This is a messenger RNA of Lipotes vexillifer (Yangtze River dolphin), 1176 nucleotides long. RefSeq names its product purinergic receptor P2X 4 (gene P2RX4). NCBI's taxonomy places the organism in Eukaryota, Metazoa, Chordata, Mammalia, Artiodactyla, Lipotidae. Gene Ontology annotation, cellular component: plasma membrane. The transcript has 12 exons. The record is from RefSeq and is a predicted model, not a curated record. Gene Ontology annotation, molecular function: extracellularly ATP-gated monoatomic cation channel activity; ATP binding; purinergic nucleotide receptor activity. Bases 10 to 1176 code for a protein of 388 amino acids. Gene Ontology annotation, biological process: response to ATP; calcium ion transmembrane transport.
GCGCUAGCCAUGGCGGGCUGCUGCGCGGUGCUGGCGGCCUUCCUGUUCGAGUACGACACGCCGCGCAUCGUGCUCAUCCGCAGCCGUAAAGUGGGGCUCAUGAACCGGGCGGUGCAGCUGCUCAUCCUGGCCUACGUCAUCGGCUGGGUGUUUGUGUGGGAAAAGGGCUACCAGGAAAUGGACUCUGUGGUCAGCUCCAUUACUGCCAAAGCCAAGGGUGUGACCACGACCAACACUUCUAAACUUGGAUUCCGGAUCUGGGAUGUGGCCGAUUAUGUAAUUCCAGCUCAGGAGGAAAACUCCCUCUUCAUCAUGACCAACAUGAUCGUCACCAUGAACCAGACCCAGGGCCUCUGUCCUGAGACUCCAGAUAAGACCACCGUGUGUGAAUCCGAUGCCAACUGUACUGCUGGCUCUGCAAGCACCCACAGCAGUGGAGUUGCGACAGGAAGGUGCGUGCCGUUCAAUGAGACCAUGAACACAUGCGAGGUGGCAGCCUGGUGCCCGGUGGAGGAGGACGCACAAGUGCCAAAGCCUGCUUUUUUAAAGGCUGCAGAAAACUUCACUCUUUUGAUUAAGAACAACAUCUGGUAUCCCAAAUUUAAUUUCAGCAAGAGGAAUAUCCUUCCCAACAUCACCACUACCUACCUCAAAACGUGCAUUUAUGACGCUAAAACAGAUCCCUUCUGCCCCAUAUUCCGACUUGGUAAAAUAGUGGAGAACGCAGGGCACAGCUUCCAGGACAUGGCUGUCGAGGGAGGCAUCAUGGGCAUCCAGAUCAAAUGGGACUGCAACCUGGACAGAGCCGCCUCCCUCUGCUUGCCCAGGUAUUCCUUCCGCCGCCUGGACACCCGGGACGUGGACCACAACGUGUCCCCAGGCUACAAUUUCAGGUUUGCCAAGUACUACAACGACCUGACCGGCACCGAGCACCGCACGCUCAUCAAAGCCUACGGCAUCCGAUUCGACAUCAUCGUGUUUGGAAAGGCUGGGAAAUUUGACAUCAUCCCCACCAUGAUCAACAUUGGCUCUGGCUUGGCACUCUUAGGGGUGGCGACAGUGCUGUGUGAUGUCAUAGUCCUCUACUGCAUGAAGAAAAAAUACUACUAUCGGGAGAAGAAAUACAAAUAUGUGGAAGACUACGAGCGGGGUCUUGGCAGUGAGACGGACCAGUGA